This is a messenger RNA of Yamadazyma tenuis ATCC 10573, 1404 nucleotides long. NCBI's taxonomy places the organism in Eukaryota, Fungi, Ascomycota, Pichiomycetes, Serinales, Debaryomycetaceae. The record is from RefSeq and is a predicted model, not a curated record.
UGCAAAUUGAUAGAUACUCAUAGAAAGAACAUAAUUUCUAUUAAAUCCCAACACGAGAUUUGUCCAUUUUUAAUUGUACAUUCCACAUACUGACGCUAUGGUUAAAGAUACAAAGUUCUAUGACCUCUUAGGAGUUGGUCCAUCUGCUUCUGAUACCGAAUUAAAAAAGGCUUACAGAAAGGCUGCAUUAAAAUACCACCCAGAUAAAAACCCAUCUCCAGAAGCCGCUGAAAAAUUCAAGGACGUUUCAAGGGCCUACGAAGUUUUGUCAGAUGACCAAAAGAGAGACGUCUAUGACCAAUACGGUGAAGAAGGUUUGAGUGGAGCUGGAGGCCCAGGUGGAAUGGGAGGUAUGGGCGCUGAUGACAUAUUCUCUCAAUUCUUUGGUGGCGGUUUUGGCGGCAUGGGAGGCGCUUCAAGAGGCCCUGCUAGAGGUAAGGACAUCAAGCACUCCAUUGGUUGCACUUUGGAAGAACUUUAUAAAGGUAGAACUGCCAAAUUGGCCUUGAACAAGACAAUUUUAUGUAAGUCCUGUGAAGGUAGAGGUGGUAAAGAAGGUAAGGUCAAACAGUGUUCUUCUUGUCAUGGUCAAGGUAUCAAGUUAGUCACCAGACAAAUGGGUCCAAUGAUUCAAAGAUUCCAAACCACUUGUGAGGUUUGUCAAGGUACAGGUGAUAUUUGUGAUGCUAAGGACCGUUGUAACGUUUGUAAGGGUAAGAAGACUCAAAGUGAGCGUAAGAUCUUACAAGUCCACAUUGAUCCAGGUAUGAAGGAUGGCCAAAGAGUUGUUUUCAGCGGUGAAGGUGAUCAAGAACCAGGUGUGACUCCUGGUGAUGUUAUAUUUGUGGUUGAUGAAAAGCCCCACGAGAAAUUCAACAGAAAGGGUAACGAUUUAUAUUACGAAGCAGAGGUUGAUUUAUUGACAGCUUUAGCGGGUGGUGAUUUCGGUUUCCAGCACGUUUCCGGAGAGUUUGUCAAGCUUUCCAUCUUACCGGGUGAAGUGAUUGCCCCUGGUGCCACCAAAGUUGUCGAGAACCAAGGUAUGCCCAUUUACAGACAUGGUGGUAGAGGCCAUCUUUUCAUUAAGUUCUCGGUUAAAUUCCCUGCCAACCACUUUGCUUCUGAAGAAAAGUUGAAGGAAUUAGAGACCAUCUUACCCCCUAGAACCAAGAUUGUGGUUCCAAAGGGUGUUGAAGUCGAUGAAUGUGACUUGGUGGACGUGGACCCAUACAGACACCAGACUGCUGCCAGACGUGAUGCUUAUGACACCGAUGAAGAAGAAGGUGCUGCUGGUAGCGGAGUCCAAUGUCAAUCUCAAUGAUUUUAUUAAUUAGCUCUUCUAGUAUUUAUUAGGUCCUGCCCAUUUAAGGUAAUUCAUAAUACGUAUAUGUCAUCUAUUUCUAU